UCCAAAAAAAAAAACCUCUUCUUUGUGAGGAAGAGAGAUUGGGGGUUGUUUUGGUUCCUCGGAAUCCAUCCGCCCAUUCCAUCCCAUCCAUCUCCUUCCCAAUCUUCGCGUUCUCUAGCUUUCCCUUCUUCUUCCUCUAAAUUUCCUUAAUUUUCUUGAAGAGAAGGUAAACCGAGUGAAGAGGAGCCAGUGAUUACCAUUUCCCUCUUUUUGGGGUAUUUUGAGUCUGAUUUUGGUUUAUCUCUAGCGGGUGUUUCUGGGUUUGUGGGGUUGGUGGGUGAGAAUGGACAUGGACAGCAUAGAGUGCGUUUCAGUCUCGGAUUUGGACGAGGAUGAGAUCCACCACCACCAACAACAACAGCAACAGCAACAGCACCAUGGUCUUCAUCCACAUCCUCACCACCACUCCGAGUUCAUGUCCUCCAAGCCUCGCAAUGGCAACAACGUUAAUGGGGUUAACAUUGUGGGUCCCACGGCGAUCGCACCGGCCACCAGCGUCCACGAGUUGCUGGAGUGCCCCGUCUGCACCAAUUCCAUGUACCCACCAAUCCAUCAGUGCCACAAUGGACAUACACUGUGUUCUACCUGUAAAACAAGGGUACACAACCGGUGCCCCACUUGUAGACAAGAGCUUGGAGAUAUUAGGUGUUUAGCCUUGGAGAAGGUGGCUGAGUCGCUUGAACUGCCCUGCAAGUAUUACUCCUUGGGAUGCCCAGAAAUAUUUCCAUACUACAGUAAGCUGAAGCAUGAGUCAAUAUGUAAUUUCAGACCAUAUAAUUGUCCAUAUGCCGGAUCAGAGUGCUCUGUUGUUGGGGAUAUCCCUUUCCUGGUUGCCCAUCUGAGAGAUGAUCACAAGGUGGACAUGCACACAGGAUGCACAUUCAACCAUCGCUAUGUGAAGUCCAAUCCCCGAGAAGUAGAGAAUGCCACUUGGAUGCUCACAGUCUUUCAUUGUUUUGGUCAAUACUUCUGCCUUCAUUUUGAAGCCUUCCAGCUCGGCAUGGCCCCUGUUUACAUGGCAUUCCUCCGUUUCAUGGGCGAUGAGAAUGAGGCUCGGAACUAUAGUUAUAGCCUUGAGGUUGGCGCAAAUGGUAGGAAACUCAUAUGGGAGGGUACCCCACGAAGUAUCCGAGAUAGUCACCGAAAGGUCAGGGACAGCCAUGAUGGUCUCAUUAUCCAACGAAACAUGGCUCUCUUCUUCUCAGGUGGGGAUAGAAAGGAGCUGAAGCUGAGAGUUACUGGGAGGAUAUGGAAAGAACAACAAAAUCCAGAUGCUGGGGUGUGCAUACCGAACCUUUGUAGCUGAGAAAGAUGAUUUUGAAAGCAUCUUGAAUGUUUAUCUUUGGGACGUGUGUGUGUUGUAACUGAUUCGAUUUUUCUGGUAUGUUGUAACGGAUGAAAGGUUUUUGAAGACUUGUGGAAGUAUCAGCUUCUUGCAAUUGUAUAAUAAGCAACCUCUUCCUCCUUUA
Alnus glutinosa is the source of this 1469-nucleotide messenger RNA. Its product is annotated as E3 ubiquitin-protein ligase SINAT5-like. The record is from RefSeq and is a predicted model, not a curated record. Gene Ontology annotation, cellular component: cytoplasm. Gene Ontology annotation, biological process: multicellular organism development; ubiquitin-dependent protein catabolic process. The transcript is spliced from 3 exons. Bases 284 to 1306 code for a protein of 340 amino acids. Gene Ontology annotation, molecular function: ubiquitin protein ligase activity; protein binding; zinc ion binding. Lineage: Eukaryota; Viridiplantae; Streptophyta; Magnoliopsida; Fagales; Betulaceae.